AAACGGAACAUGUAUGACUUGUUCCUUCCCGAGUCUUUUAGACCAGAUAUAAAAUUUAAAUGCAAUGUAGUGUCUACCAGUCACAUUCCCAUCGCUCCGUUUUUCUGUUCCCUCAUGGCUCCGUUAUUUCAUUUCAUCUAAACAGCAACAUAUUUGAUCAAACCAACGACGGACGGAGAGAUCAACCACUGACGACGCCACCGAGAUGAAGUACUGGAAACCAAGGUUGUCCAAGCAGAGCGACAAGUACGAGGUGAGGCUUAACCGUUUGAGGCUCGAAUUGGGACUGUUUGGAGCCAGGGUGCGUGGCAAUGAGACGAUGGCCAUCGAAAUUGCUGCCAAACCUGAGUCUUCGAACCCAACCUCACGCUUCGCUCUUCCUUUUUAUCCUAAGUCCAAACGACGCUGCCUGUACACCACCGACCGCAAAACCAUCAGAAAAUCACCGACUCUCUCAUGGGACGCACGUGACCUCCAAGAUUUUCAUGUCGUCCUCAAAGAUGACUCCGCCGUCUGCGACGUGGCGUUUCAUGUCCUAUAUGAAGAGAGGAGUGAAGGAAAACCCAGCGCUAAAAGGGAGGUGGUCGGAAAAGUUUCGAUGGACUUGACGAUGGCGGAAUUGCUUGAUAAGAAACAGGCGAAGACGAAGUCCGGUUGUCAGCUUCGAAGAAGGCUUCCAAUCGAAUUGAGAAUCAACGGUUUGGCCAUAGAAGCCACCCUUUCGGUCUCUGGGAGCUUUCUGAAGCUCAAUAGUUCUCAUGACUCGCGUAAAACCCCCGAAAAUUCGGUCUCCUCCGAGAAGAAGCAAAACGAAAGGAAGAUUGAUGAACCGAGUGCUUCCGAGUCAGAAGAUUACCGCUGGUUUGACUCAGAUGAUUCGUCCAAAUCGUUCACCAGUACCAGCACCACAAGCAGUGGGAGCAGCCUUAACGCACUUCUCAGCAAGGUUAAACCCAAAAAGAAGUUUGAGACAGAUAAUUGUUUGGACACAAGCCAAAGGAAUGGCAUUAAGGGAUUCAAUUUUAGAGCCACGACCACAAGGAAACCAGAGGCCUUGAAUACGAAACCAGAUAAAGGAUGGCAGAGGAAGGAGCUGAUGAGCAGAGAUGGACGAGCAAAGCUUAACACUAGUGUGUUCUUUGCUUCAUUUGAUCAACGAAGCGAACAAGCCUCUGGCGAGAGUGCUUGUGCAGCACUUGUGACAUUCGUAGCCCACUGGCUUCAUUCGAACCAAGACAUGCCGACAAAACCAGAAUUUGAUAACCUCAUCACGGAAGGUUCCUCUGAAUGGAGAAGGCUGUGUGAAAGAGAUGAUGCCUCCUCGAAGCUCUUCCCGGACAAGCACUUUGAUCUUGAUACUGUCAUAGAAGCCAACCUGAGGCCUCUGUUUGUUGUCCGUGAGAAAUCAUAUACGGGAUUUUUCUCCCCUGACAAGUUUGAGAGCCUGAAAGGAGCCAUGUCGUUCGAUGAGAUUUGGCAUGAGAUAAGCAGAGACGUGGUUGAUUAUGAGCCAAGGAUCUACAUUGUAAGUUGGAACGAUCAUUUUUUCGUGUUGAAGCUAGAAGCAGAUGCUUAUUACAUUAUAGACUCCUUGGGGGAGAGGCUUUUUGAAGGUUGCAAAGAGGCAUUCAUAUUGAGGUUCGAUGAUUCGAGCUCCAUGUAUGAAAAAGCAGAAAAAGCAGCCAGGAGAAAUGACAGUAGUGGUGGUGGUGGUAGCUUCAAGAGUGAGAAGGAAAAUCUCAAGUUAGUUUGCAGUGGAAAAGAUUGUUGUAGGGAGUUCAUUAAACGGUUUCUUGCAGCCUUACCACUGAAGUAUCUAGAGGAAGAGGAGAAGAAAGGGGCCAUUUCUAGCCCCUAUCUUCACCGGCGACUGCAGAUUGACUUCCAUUAUAGCUCUUCACUGUCCACGUCUUCAACAGCUACCUCUCUUUUCAAGUGGGGCUUUAGAAAACCUCAGUCCUACCAAUAAGAAAACCUCAAGCUUCUUGCCCUAGUGCCUUAAUGCUUAUAUCCUAUGACUCUUGAAGCGUGGAAUGAAAGAAGGAGCUACGAGGCUGAUGUUGGAGAUUUUUGGGUCUCUUGAAGCAUGAGAUUUCCCACUUUGUAUAGUGAAAUUUGCCCAUUUGAGAACACAUAUCAGGAGACUCAGCUAUGGCUGCUUCUUUUUCUUGUGACAAUUACAUGUGAUUUUGCUGAUUUGAAGAAGCAAGUUAUACCUGAAUAAAUGUUGUGUCUAUGUAGUAUGAUUAGUCAAUUGGCUUUUUAAUUUA
Messenger RNA from Prosopis cineraria, 2270 nucleotides. RefSeq lists its product as uncharacterized. NCBI's taxonomy places the organism in Eukaryota, Viridiplantae, Streptophyta, Magnoliopsida, Fabales, Fabaceae. The record is from RefSeq and is a predicted model, not a curated record.